CACUCUCUUCUCUCUCUCUCUCUCUCUCUCUCUCUCUCGUACCCGCGUCCCUUCUCUCUCUAGAUUUCUCUUCCAGUCGAAAUCACAAUCUCUGCAACCUCACUUACUCUAUAUCGAUAAUCUGGUCACGUGCUUUCGCUGUGGUCUUUUUCAGUUUGAUCUCCGGAUACCGGCCGGAAAAUGCUUCCGGAAGUUCCGGCGAGUUCGACUGAGUCGUCAGUGCGCUAUCUUCUCCUACUGGGAUCUAGUGUUUGAUAUUUUGCUACGAUUUCUUCUCGGAUAUCCUUUACCAUUGGGUUCAGCAAAUGUUGAAGCCUAUACUAAGAUGAGCCUCCCUAAAGCAUCAAAGCCAAAACCUCCACUUGUUCCUCUCGCUGCCCUGAUUGGUAGGGAGCUUAGGGGCGAGAAAGACGAGAAACCUUUUAUCAAGUAUUGUCAGGCUGCUCUCGCUAAGAAAGGAGAGGACUACUUUCUGAUCAAACCUGAUUGCCAGAGGAUUCCUGGUGAUCCCUCGACAUCGUUUUCAGUUUUCGCGAUUUUUGACGGGCAUAAUGGUAUUUCUGCUGCCAUAUUUGCUAAGGAACAUCUGCUGGAUAAUGUCUUGAGUGCGAUCCCUCAAGGUGUGUCUCGGGAUGAGUGGCUUAAAGCUCUUCCCCGGGCUCUGGUUGCAGGCUUUGUUAAAACCGACAUAGAAUUUCAGCAGAAAGGGGAAACUUCUGGAACAACAGUAACAUUUGUUCUGAUUGAUGGUUGGACUAUAACUGUUGCCUCGGUUGGAGACUCUCGAUGCAUAUUGGACACCCAAGGUGGUGUGGUUUCUCUACUGACCGUUGAUCACAGGUUAGAGGAGAAUGUCGAAGAGAGAGAUCGUGUUACUGCAAGUGGUGGUGAGGUCGGGAGGCUCAAUGUCUUUGGUGGAAAUGGGGUUGGUCCACUUCGUUGCUGGCCUGGUGGCUUGUGUCUUUCAAGAUCCAUUGGUGAUACUGAUGUGGGAGAAUUCAUUGUUCCAAUACCGCAUGUUAAGCAAGUGAAAAUUUCAGAUGCUGGAGGGAGACUCAUUAUUGCUUCAGAUGGUAUCUGGGAUGCACUAUCUUCUGAUAUGGCAGCCAAAUCUUGUCGUGGUUUACCCACUGAGCUUGCCGCUAAACUUGUCGUUAAGGAAGCGUUACGGACAAGAGGAUUGAAGGAUGAUACAACCUGUCUGGUUGUGGAUCUCGUUCCUUCCGAUAAUCUUGUCUUGCCACCAACACUAACACCUAGGAAGAAGCAGAGUGCAUUCAGCUCAUUCCUCUUCGGCAAGAAACCUAAGAAUGUCAAUAACAAAACUGGAAACAAGCUCUCUGCUGUUGGAGUGGUAGAAGAAUUGUUCGAAGAAGGUUCUGCCGUACUUGCAGAAAGGUUGGGCAAGGAUAUUCCCUCGAAUACAGACACCGGACUCUUAAAGUGUGCAGUUUGUCAAGCAGAUGAGUCUCCUGCAGAAGGAUUAUCAAUCGAUGGAGGAGGGGCUCUCCUCUUGUCAGCUUCAAAGCGAUGGGAAGGGCCGUUCCUUUGCACAAACUGCAAGAAGAAGAAAGAUGCCAUGGAAGGCAAAAGACCCCAAGUCAAGCUUCGAUGAACCACCUGACCCGAAACCAAGAUCGGGAUAAGAAUCAUAGUAAAUUUGCCCGUUUCUUAUUUCAUCUGAUCUCUGGAUUCUUCCAAGGAUUCGGCGAUUGGAACAGUAGUAGCAGUAAUAGAGUGGGGGGGGGGGGGGGG
Molecule: messenger RNA, 1755 nt
Organism: Tarenaya hassleriana
Lineage: Eukaryota; Viridiplantae; Streptophyta; Magnoliopsida; Brassicales; Cleomaceae
Product: probable protein phosphatase 2C 5
Exons: 8
Coding region: 326-1615 (429 amino acids)
Biological process (GO): protein dephosphorylation
Molecular function (GO): protein serine/threonine phosphatase activity
Source: RefSeq, a predicted model, not a curated record